CUGAAAUUGUAAAAUCACGAUUGAUUGUUCAGAUGACAAAAGUGCUGAGAUUAUAAUUUUAAAAAAUGUGGAAACUGUUAAAGAUUUCACAAAUCCGCGAGAUGGCUACUAAAAUAGAAAACUUUUCUUAACCUCUAGUUGUUUACUCAAUAAUCCCAGGCUCUGAUUAUCACUUGAUAGAGUUUUAUAGGUUUCACUGAGAGCUGGAUGUCUCUUCUCACAGUAUCCGCGGCAAUUGGGGGAAAACCAUGAAAUUUCCUGAAAAACCUUUGCUUUUUAUGAAUAGCAUCUUUUGGAAACUGCAAACGCAGAGCUGUAAAAGCAGACGGCUCAACCACAGAGGAAAUUAGGCUAGGGUGGAGACAAUGGCUCCAUCAGGCCAAAAUUCCAAUGAACAAUCUCCAGCUGACCUGAACGGAGUGUUUGUUCACUUGCUGCACAUCCUGGUGUCCCUGUAUGCUUACAACGAAGUCGUAAUACAGCAGCACUAUGACCGAAAGCCAGUGUACUUCUUUGCUCAUCCAUGGUUCCUGCUGGGAAUCCUCGUCGACAUCCUGGGGAUUUUGAGAUAUUCCACGGACAAGUUCAACUUGGCCAAGUUCCAAAUGAUGAAUAUCGCCUCGCUUUUUUAUUGCACAAUCGGAGUUCCUUUUUUGGCGGCACAUUAUCAUCUCAUCAACGGCAUGCCUUUGAAAGUGGCCUACGCACAUUUGUUCCUCGCCAUUUUGCCAUAUGUGUUAUUCAGGAGACGGAAAUACGGACCUUUGUAUGAGGUGACGAGGUACACCAUCAUCCUGGCUUGUGUGUCCGGUCUUUUCGGCGCCCUGGUGUCAAUUCAUGUCCUAGCCUUUCUCGCCUUCUUCCUCAUCUUAUACGCCGUGGAACGGAUCGGAACAGGCCCGGAGACCCACAAGAAUCUAUCGAUGUACCACUGGUUCAUGCUCUACCUGUGCUUGGUCAACGUUUCCAUGGCCCUGUCGCAGUCGCCCUUGAACAACAUUUACGAAAUCACUCCCCAAAUCGUCUCAGACACACUCAAGUACACCAGGUAUCAGGUUCUCAGGACCCCGCCGGUCACCUUGUUCCGAGGCAUGAUGGGCAGAGGCAGCGACAACACCAAGGAGACUAAACUCUUGUACGCAGAACUCAAGGACAAUGGUUGGGACAUGGAUGAGCGAGUGAGUCGCCAGGCCAAGCGAGUGGGCUUCAAUGAAGACGACGAUGAUGAGUUGGCAACAGGCAAGGGGAAACACGGGAAGAGUAAAAGGGGUAAAGGGCCCAAGGGGAAGAAGGGAAAGACUGCUGUCAUCAUGGAGCCCAAGGGAAAGACAGGGAUGUCGGAGCCCAACAAGGGGAAGGCAGCCGGCAAAGCCGUGCUCAACCAACAUCAGAAGGGCAAAGCCGGCAAGCAGCAGCAGUUGCAAAAGUUGCUUGAUGACUACUAUGCGGAUGAGCAAGAAACCGGAGGAUUCUUCUCGUACUUUUUUGGACGAUGAUUCGAACAUAAUUACGCCAGUUUUCUUCGUGUUCUCAUGAUUCACGAAUCACUGUUGUGAGAAUAAAAUGAAAAUAAACACGUGCAUGCGUGGAUUGCCAUCUC
This is a messenger RNA of Notodromas monacha, 1600 nucleotides long. NCBI's taxonomy places the organism in Eukaryota, Metazoa, Arthropoda, Ostracoda, Podocopida, Cyprididae. The record is from the annotation of a GenBank genome assembly.